CGCCUACCAGCCUCGAACCAGCUAUGGACACAAAUCAUCACAUUGCGAUAAGUUACCGGUGGAGAGGCUGCGUCCAGAACUGUCGCUCGAUUUGGAACACAGGUGUGGACACCGACCAUGCACAUGUAUGUGCUGACCUGCGGAUGCGUUUUGGCGGACGCCCACGACGAUGUUGUGAGCGCAUUGACACCAGCUAACUGGCGAAACCAACUGUUCUGAAUGCCUAUCAAAGUACGCUGAUAUGUGCGUUGAGUAAUCGCUCACUGGAUAGAGUUGAAGCUCACUGGUCUCAUAUUCACCAGUCCUUACUAGCAAUAGCAAAAUCCUCAUGUGGUAAGUCUAAUCGCCAACAUGGACAUUGGGUCUCUUCGCAGUCUCUGGA
This is a messenger RNA of Dicrocoelium dendriticum, 382 nucleotides long. The record is from the annotation of a GenBank genome assembly. NCBI's taxonomy places the organism in Eukaryota, Metazoa, Platyhelminthes, Trematoda, Plagiorchiida, Dicrocoeliidae.